GGACAGAGAGAGAGAGAGAGGACGCGCAUAGAUAGAAAAGAGCAAAAGAACGGAGGGACUAUCUCUUUCUUUCCUUUACGCCACCAGUACCAAUACACCCAUUUCCCCCACCGGGACUGAGCGUGGGGAGGGAGGUCCGGGACCUCGGUGCAGCACACACACACACACACACACAUCCACACACAAACACACCCUCUGUGACCACAGUAACUGCAGGCUGCGGCGCGCACUGAGCGGACCGGAGAGACACUGGACACACUUGAAGAUCCCAGACUACAACACACAUAGACGAUCUGCUAAGUGAGAGAGAGAGAAAGAGGGAGCGGCCACACGAAGUUGAGCAGACUCCACCCAGAAAAAAAAGCCAGCGAACCGAGAGACAGCCGAGACCAUAAAAAUGAGUGGUUCACACCCCCGGCUCCACCAGAGCGCCGCGCCCGCUCCCAACGCUCUCUCCACGGACAAGGACGCAGAAAUGCCCGCAACGGAGAAGGACCUGGCCGAGGAUGCGCCGUGGAAGAAGAUCCAGCAGAACACCUUCACCCGCUGGUGUAACGAGCAUCUGAAAUGCGUCAACAAGAGAAUCGGCAACUUGCAGACGGACCUCAGCGACGGGCUGCGGCUCAUCGGGCUCCUGGAGGUCCUGUCCCAGAAGAAGAUGUUCAGAAAGUACAACCAGAGGCCCACCUUCCGCCAGAUGCAGCUGGAGAACGUGUCGGUGGCUCUGGAGUUCCUGGACAAGGAGAACAUUAAGCUGGUGUCCAUAGACUCUAAAGCCAUUGUGGAUGGGAACCUGAAGCUGAUCCUCGGUCUGAUUUGGACCUUGAUCCUGCACUACUCCAUCUCCAUGCCCAUGUGGGACGAGGAGGAGGAGGCGGAUGACAAGCAGCAGAAGACUCCCAAGCAGAGGCUGCUGGGAUGGAUCCAGAACAAACUGCCCGAGCUUCCUAUCACCAACUUCCACAGGGACUGGCAGACCGGCCGGGCCCUGGGUGCCCUGGUUGACAGCUGUGCUCCAGGUCUCUGUCCUGACUGGGACCAGUGGGAUCAGACCAAACCAGUGGACAACGCCCGUGAGGCCAUGCAGCAAGCUGACGACUGGCUGGGAAUCCCACAGGUUAUAACCCCUGAAGAGAUCGUUGAUCCCAAUGUGGACGAACAUUCAGUCAUGACCUACCUGUCCCAGUUCCCCAAGGCUAAACUGAAGCCUGGCGCACCUCUACGACCCAAACUCAACCCUAAGAAGGCCCGCGCCUAUGGGCCAGGUGUCGAGCCUGUCGGUAAUGUUGUGAUGAAGAAGGCUGUGUUCACCGUGGAGACCAUCAGUGCAGGAAUGGGAGAGGUGCUGGUUUACGUGGAGGACCCUGCAGGACACAGAGAGGAGGCGAAAGUGACUGCCAACAAUGAUAAGAACCGCACCUACUCGGUCUUCUACAUCCCUAAAGUCACAGGCAUGCACAAGGUGACAGUUUUGUUUGCAGGGCAGCACAUCUCUAAGAGCCCAUUUGAGGUAGAGGUCGGAAUGGCUCAGGGAGACUCCAGCAAGGCCACGGCCCAGGGACCAGGCAUCGAGCCCUCAGGGAACAUCGCCAAUAAGUCCACCUACUUUGACGUGUACACAGCAGGUGCUGGUGUUGGCGAGGUAGAGGUGAUGAUCAUGGACCCUGCUGGCAAGAAGAACACGGUGACUUGCACCAUCGAGGACAAGGGCAACAGUAGCUACCGCUGCACCUACAAACCCACCCAGGAGGGCCCGCACACCAUCUACGUCACCUUCGCCGGUGGUCAGAUCAGCAAGAGUCCCUUCACAGUCACCGUGGGAGAGGCAUGUAACCCCAGCCUCUGCAAAGCUAAGGGUCGUGGUCUGCAGCCAAAGGGCCUGAGGGUGAAGGAGACUGCAGACUUUAAGGUUUACACCAAAGGAGCUGGCACCGGAGAGCUCAAGGUCACCAUCAAGGGGCCCAAGGGGCUUGAGGAGCCAUGUAAAAGGAAAGAUCUCGGAGAUGGUGUAUAUGGAUUUGAAUAUUACCCCACCACACCUGGAACAUAUACCAUCACCAUCACCUGGGGAGGACAGCACAUUCCCCGCAGUCCCAUUGAGGUCAAGAUUGGCGCAGAGGCAGGCCAGCAGAAGGUGAGGGCCUGGGGUCCAGGGCUGGACGGCGGAGUUGUCGGCAAAUCUGCUGACUUUGUGGUGGAGGCUGUUGGAGACAACGUCGGUACACUGGGUUUCUCUGUGGAAGGUCCAUCUCAGGCAAAGAUUGAGUGUGACGACAAGGGUGAUGGAUCCUGUGACGUGCGCUACUGGCCCACAGAGGCUGGGGAGUAUGCCGUGCAUGUGCUCUGCAACAACGAAGACAUCCAACACUCUCCCUUCAUGGCUGAGAUUGUCAACCCGCCUGGCAAAGACUUCUACCCUGACAAGGUUAAGGCGUUCGGCCCAGGCCUUCAGAGCAGUGGUUUGGCUGUUGGAAAGCCCACUGAGUUCACAGUUGAUGCCAAGCAAGGAGGAAGUGCUCCCCUGAAGAUUUUGGCUCAGGAUGGCGAAGGUACUCCUGUGGAUGUACAGGUUAAGGAUAAUGGCAACGGCACAUAUGCCUGUACUUACACCCCACGUAAACCUGUAAAACACACUGCCAUGGUCUCGUGGGGAGGAGUCAACAUCCCUGACAGCCCAUUCAGGAUGAACAUCGGCGCUGGCUGUCAUCCAAACAAGGUGAAGGUGUCCGGACCUGGGGUGGCCAAGACCGGCCUCAAGGCCUUCGAGCCAACUUACUUCACCGUUGACUGCGCAGAGGCUGGUCAAGGUGACAUCAGUAUAGGUAUUAAGUGUGCCCCCGGAGUGGUGGGCCCCGCAGAGGCUGACAUCGACUUUGACAUCAUUAGGAACGACAACGACACGUUCACUGUCAAAUACACUCCUCCUGGAGCAGGCAGCUACACCAUCAUGGUCCUGUUUGCUGACCAGGCUAUUCCAAUGACGCCCAUCAGGAUCAAAGUGGAUCCUUCUCACGAUGCCAGCAAAAUCAAGGCAGAGGGACCAGGACUCAGCCGCACUGGCGUUGAAUUAAACAAGCCCACUCAUUUCACUGUGAGCACUAAAGGAGCAGGAAAGGCCAACCUGGACUGCAACUUCAGCGCCCCAGUCAAAGGAGAGGCUGUCAAGGACUUUGAAAUCAUCAACAACCAUGACAACACACACACUGUGAAAUACACACCGGUGUAUCAGGGUCAACUGGCAGUUGCUGUGACAUACGGUGGAGAUAACAUUCCCAAGAGCCCCUUCGUUGUUGGUGUGGCCCCAACACUGGAUCUCAGCAAGAUCAAUGUCAAGGGCCUGGGAGACAAGAUGACUGUAGGCAAAGACCAGGAAGUGACUGUCAAAUCAAAGGGUGCUGGUGGUCAGGGCAAGGUCGCUGCCAAGGUGACCGGACCGUCAGGGAAGCCUGUGGCCAGCAAGGUUGAGCCAGGGCUGAGCCCAGAGACCAGUGAGGUGAAGUUCAUCCCGCGGGAGGCAGGGCCAUACCAGGUUGAACUGACCUAUGAUGGCGUGCCAAUCCCUGGAUCACCCUUCAACCCCACAGCGUAUCCUGCCUCAGAUCCCUCAAAGGUACGCUGCUCUGGCCCAGGCUUGGAGCGUGCCAAGGUCGGGGAGAAAGGGGAGUUCAUUGUGGACUGUACCAACGCCGGCCCGGCUGAGCUGACCAUCGAGAUCAUCUCAGACAGCGGCACUGAGGCCGAGGUUCACAUCCAGGACAACGGAGACGGGACCUACACCAUCACCUACAUCCCUCUCUACCCCGGCUCGUACACACUCACCAUCCGCUACGGCGGCCAGGACGUGCCCAACUUCCCUGCUCGGCUCAAUGUGGAGCCUGCGGUCGACGCCAGUGGAGUCCGUGUGUUUGGCCCGGGAGUGGAGGGCAAAGGUGUUUUCCGCGAGGCGACCACAGACUUCACUGUGGAUGCUCGUGCUCUCACACAGACCGGAGGCGACCACAUCAAAACCCUCAUCAGCAACCCGUCUGGCAGCCGUACGGACGCCAUGAUCACCGACCUCAGAGAUGGCACCUACAGUGUAGAGUACACUCCCUAUGAGGAGGGCCCACACAGCGUGGAGGUUUGCUAUGAUGGCUCUCCAGUGCCUAAGAGUCCCUUCCGCGUUGCCGUCACUGAAGGCUGUGAUCCAGCACGUGUUCGCGUGCACGGUCCUGGACUGAAAGGCGGCACCACCAACAAGCCCAACAAGUUCACAGUGGAAACCCGAGGAGCAGGUACUGGUGGUCUUGGUCUGGCGAUGGAGGGUCCAUCAGAGGCCAAAAUGUCCUGCACUGAUAACAAGGAUGGCAGCUGCAGUGUGGAGUACAUCCCAUACGAGCCUGGCACAUACAACCUCAACGUCACCUACGGAGGACAGCCCAUCAAAGGUAGUCCAUUCUCUGUGCCAGUCAGUGACACAGUGGACAGUACCAAGGUGAAGUGCCAGGGUCCAGGCCUGGGAAACAAUGUCAGGGCCAACAUUCCUCAGGCAUUCACAGUGGACGCCUCCAAAGCUGGAGUGGCCCCACUGCAGGUCCGCGUACAAGGGCCCAAAAGUGUGGUGGAGCCUGUGGAAGUGGUGGAUAACGGUGACCAGACUCACACAGUCAACUAUGUUCCCACCAGAGAGGGACCCUAUUCCAUCAAUGUAUUGUACGCUGAUGAGGAGAUACCUCGCAGCCCCUACAAGGUGAAGGUGCUCCCCACCCACGAUGCCAGUAAGGUCCGUGCCAGCGGACCCGGCCUCAACACCACAGGCGUGCCCGCCUCUCUGCCCGUCGAGUUCACCAUCGAUGCCAAAGAUGCAGGCGAGGGACUGCUGGCCGUUCAGAUCACCGACCCAGAGGGGAAGCCUAAGAAGGCCAACAUCCGUGACAACCAUGACGGGACCUACCUGGUGUCCUAUGUGCCGGACAUGACUGGCAGAUACACAAUCCUCAUUAAGUACGGAGGGGAUGAGAUUCCAUACUCACCCUACCGUAUCAGAGCCCUGCCCACCGGAGACGCCAGCAAGUGCACUGUCACAGGCGCUGGUGUCGGCCCAACCAUCCAGAUUGGCGAACAGACAGUCAUCACAGUGGACGCCAAGGCUGCUGGGAAAGGAAAGGUGACAUGCAGUGUGUGCACGCCCGAGGGGGCGGAGCUCGACGUGGACGUUGUCGAAAACGAGGACGGCACUUUCGACAUCUUCUACACGGCGCCGCAGCCUGGCGAGUAUGUCAUCUGCGUCCGCUUUGGAGGGGAGCACAUCCCUAACAGUCCCUUCCAAGUCACGGCAACAGACAGACCAAUGGGAAUGAAUGGUCUGGAUGUAGCAGGGCUGAGACCGUUUGACCUGGUCAUCCCGUUCACCAUUCAGAAGGGAGAGAUCACAGGUGAGGUCCGAAUGCCAUCAGGCAAGGUGGCCAAGCCGGACAUCACAGACAACAAGGACGGCACGGUUACUGUCAAGUACGCUCCCACUGAGGCCGGCCUGCACGAGAUGGACAUCAAAUACGAUGGCAUUCACAUCCCUGGAAGUCCCUUACAGUUCUAUGUGGACUACAUGAACAGUGGUAAUGUCAGUGCCUACGGCCCUGGCCUCAUUCAUGGGACUGUCAACAAGCCUGCUGUCUUCACUGUGAACACUAAAGAUGCUGGAGAGGGUGGUCUGUCUCUGGCCAUCGAGGGUCCAUCCAAGGCAGACAUCAGCUGUCUGGACAACCAGGAUGGGACCUGCACCGUGUCCUACCUGCCCGUCCUGCCGGGAGACUACAGCAUCCUGGUCAAAUACAAUGACAAGCACAUCCCCGGCAGCCCCUUCUCCGCUAGGAUUACUGGUGAUGACUCCAUGAGGAUGUCCCAACUAAAGGUGGGCUCAGCCGCUGAUAUCCCACUGGACAUCGGAGAGCUUGAUCUCAGCCAGCUGACCGCCUCCCUCACCACGCCCUCGGGCCGCGAGGAGCCCUGCCUGCUGAAGAUGCUGCGUAAUGGACAUGUUGGUAUCUCGUUUGUUCCCAAGGAGAUCGGAGAGCAUCUGGUGAACAUCAAGAAGAACGGUCGCCACAUUCCUAGCAGCCCCAUUGCUGUUAUGAUCAGCCAAUCAGAGAUCGGUGAUGCCAGCCGCGUGCGUGUGAGUGGCCAGGGCCUGAGCGAGGCCAGGACCUUUGAGCCUGCAGAAUUCAUCAUCGACACUCGUGAUGCAGGCUAUGGCGGCCUGAGCCUGUCCAUUGAGGGGCCCAGUAAAGUGGACAUCAACACUGAGGACCAGGAGGACGGCACCUGCAAGGUCACCUACUGCCCCACUGAACCAGGGAAUUACAUCAUCAACAUCAAGUUUGCUGACCAGCAUGUGCCAGGGAGUGCGUUCACAGUGAAGGUAACAGGGGAGGGCAGGAUGAAGGAGAGCAUCACAAGGAAGAGGAGAGCAGCAUCAGUUGCCAACGUCGGCAGCCAGUGCGACCUCAGCCUCAAGAUCCCAGAGAUCAGCAUAGCUGACAUGACAGCUCAGGUGACCAGCCCGUCUGGCCAGGUUCACAAGGCUGACAUUAUGGAGGGAGAGAACAACACCUACUGCAUUCGUUUUGUCCCCACUGAGACGGGUGUGCACACAGUGUGUGUGAAAUACAACGGCGUGCACGUGCCUGGCAGCCCGUUCCAGUUUACCGUCGGCCCGCUGGGAGAAGGCGGGUCUCAUAAGGUUCGUGCUGGAGGGCCGGGCCUGGAGAGAGCCGAGGCUGGAGUACCAGCCGAGUUCAGUAUCUGGACGAGGGAGGCUGGAGCCGGAGGUCUCAGCAUCGCUGUGGAGGGGCCGAGCAAAGCUGAAAUCACCUUUGAGGACCGCAAGGACGGCUCCAGUGGAGUGUCCUACAUCGUGCAAGAACCUGGAGACUACGAGGUGUCGAUUCGUUUCAAUGACGAGCACAUCCCUGACAGCCCCUUCAUCGUGCCUGUGGCCUCACCGUCAGACGACUCACGUCGCCUCACUGUUGCCAGUCUUCAGGAGUCGGGUUUGAAGGUGAACCAGCCGGCGUCAUUUGCCGUCAGCCUGAACGGGGCGAAGGGUGUGAUCGAUGCAAAGGUCCACAGCCCAUCUGGAGCCCUAGAGGAAUGUUGCGUCACUGAGAUUGACCAAGACAAGUACGCAGUCCGGUUCAUCCCCAGAGAGAACGGUCUCUAUCUAAUUGAUGUGAAGUUUAACGGAAGUCACAUCCCUGGUAGUCCGUUUAAGAUCAGAGUUGGAGAGACGGGCCAGGCUGGAGACCCUGGGAUGGUGUCCGCCUACGGUGCAGGACUUGAGGGAGGCAGCACAGGAACUGCAUGUGAAUUUGUUGUGAACACAAGCAAAGCAGGCCCCGGCGCUUUGGCUGUGACCAUCGACGGGCCCUCCAAGGUGAAGAUGGACUGUGUGGAGUGCCCCGAGGGCUAUAGGGUCACGUACACCCCAAUGGCUCCUGGCAACUAUCUCAUCUCCAUCAAAUACGGCGGCCCUUAUCACAUCGUCGGAAGCCCCUUCAAGGCCAAAAUCACUGGUUCCAAACUCGUGUCCAGCCACAGUAUGCACGAAACCUCCUCUGUUAUGGUUGACCCUGUGACCCGCGCCAUCAGCUGUUCUCAGCAGGCUGUUCCCACCCAGUCAGACGCCAGCAAGGUCGUGGCCAAGGGCCUGGGCCUGACCAAGGGCUUCAUCGGUCAGAAAAACAGCUUCACUGUUGACUGUAGCAAAGCAGGUCGUAACAUGCUCCUGGUUGGCGUGGAUGGUCCCAAGGUCCCCUGUGAGGAGAUCCUAGUGAAACAUUUGGGCAACCGCAUGUACAACGUCAGCUACCAGCUCAAAGAGAAGGGAGAGUACAUCCUGGUGGUCAAGUGGGGCGACGAACACAUCCCCGGCAGCCCAUACCACAUCACUGUCUAA
Molecule: messenger RNA, 7933 nt
Organism: Micropterus salmoides (largemouth bass)
Lineage: Eukaryota; Metazoa; Chordata; Actinopteri; Centrarchiformes; Centrarchidae
Gene: flna
Product: filamin A, alpha (actin binding protein 280)
Exons: 47
Coding region: 398-7933 (2511 amino acids)
Biological process (GO): actin cytoskeleton organization
Molecular function (GO): actin filament binding
Source: RefSeq, a predicted model, not a curated record